UUAAAAAUUGCAAAACAUAAAUCACUAUAAAAAUGAAAACAAAUAUUAUUUUAGUAAUAAUUUUCAUGUUAAAUACCAAAUGCCUAUGUCAAUUCUAUGCAUUUGAUGAUGACGUACCAUCACUGUCAGAAGCUGAUGAACGAAUAAUAAAUUUGACAUUGUUGACAAAAAAUGUUCUAGAACAUUAUCAAAACCCAGAUCCUGUAGGAUUACCAGAAGCUAUAGUACCACCAUACUCAGACCCUGAACCUAUACCUGAUAAUGAAACCCCUUUGUGGAGUAUGCACAACUCAACAAUGAGAGGUCAUUCGAAAUUCAGAUUAAAAAAAUUAUACGUAAAUUUGGUUGAUUUACAGUUAGAAUUUGGAAUAUCAAUUGAUACAUUAGUGGUAGUAGGUAAUUAUUCAUAUUGGAAAAUGUAUGAUGGAUAUUAUAAUGUAACACUCAUACAACUACAUAUUGAUGGUCACUUGAGUCUACAAGUAAGUGAGACAGGACAUCUGGAGACUAAUAAUUUGAAUAUGAAUAUGAACUAUGAUAGUUUACAUAUGGAUACAGAUAAGUUAAAUAUACCAUUUUAUGACAGUUUUGUUAAUAGCUUUACACAUUUUGUUGUUCAAACUAUUAAGCCCAUCAUUAUGAAACUGAUUAACGUAAUGAUAAAAGAAGAACUUAAUCAAAAAAUGAAACACUUUAAACGUUUUCCUAAUACAAUACCACCUGUGGAUUUGCUGAUAGCUGAGAGUCGUCAACAAAUAAAAUCAAUGGGAUUUGAUCCAUGGCGCGUGGAAGACUUAGUAAAUGCAGUAAAUUUCAAUAUAUUUAGUUUGGAUGUUAAUGAAAUAUGGAUAUCUGGCUUAUCUAGUAUAUAUAGAUUAGGAGAUAUUCAUAUAAGUAUACAGAAUCAAACAAUUAUAUCAGUCAUACAUAUAGGAACUCAGGAACUAAAAGGUCAUUGUCAAUGGAAAAUUGGAGCAGCAGGAAUACUAAAAACGACAGGCGUUUUAAGUUUUUCAAUUGAUUAUAUACAGCUUGAGGCUAAUGUAACUCAGCCAAUGGACACCAGAUUGGCUCCAUUUUUAAAUGAGUUUGGUUUAUCGGUAGGAAACAUUCAAUUACGUAUGGAUGGAGCAGGUACACUUGAUUAUUUAGCUGAAGCUCUUGUCAAUAUUUUUCCCAAUAUUUUAAGAAAUAAAAUAGUAGAUGCAAUGGAACUUCCUAUUAAGAAAAGAAUACAAGACUUUUUAGAUAAAGUUGAUGUGCAAGAAAAAAUUGAACAAAGGAUUCCACCAAUAAUAGAUAAAAUGAUGGAACAUAAUAUCACAGACAUAUUUAAAGAGAAUGAGAUAUUACAUGAAGAUAUUAAUAUUGUUAGUAAGGAAGAUUUUUAGCAUACAUAUUCAGAAAACUCCUAUAGAAAAAUUAAAAAAUAAUAAUAAAAUAUGAGAAACUAUUUUAACUGUGAUAUUAGGGACAUACAAUUUUGGGACAAAAUAUAAUUAGAAGCCU
Diuraphis noxia (Russian wheat aphid) is the source of this 1509-nucleotide messenger RNA. RefSeq lists its product as uncharacterized. Lineage: Eukaryota; Metazoa; Arthropoda; Insecta; Hemiptera; Aphididae. Gene Ontology annotation, molecular function: lipid binding. The record is from RefSeq and is a predicted model, not a curated record.